Molecule: messenger RNA, 429 nt
Organism: Pediculus humanus corporis (human body louse)
Lineage: Eukaryota; Metazoa; Arthropoda; Insecta; Psocodea; Pediculidae
Product: Methionine-R-sulfoxide reductase, putative
Exons: 3
Coding region: 1-429 (142 amino acids)
Biological process (GO): response to oxidative stress; protein repair
Cellular component (GO): cytoplasm
Molecular function (GO): peptide-methionine (R)-S-oxide reductase activity
Source: RefSeq, a predicted model, not a curated record
AUGGCUAAUAUUGAUAAAGAAGAUUUAAAAAAACGUUUAACUCCUAUACAGUAUCAUGUAACACAGGAAAAGGGAACGGAACGUCCAUUUUCUGGAUGCUAUAACAAGACUAAAGACUCAGGGACUUAUACAUGUGUAGUUUGUAAUGAAGAAUUGUUUUCAUCCAAUACCAAAUUUGAAUCAGGUUGUGGGUGGCCAGCAUUUAGCGAUGUGAUUGAUCAAGGGAAGGUCAAAUUAUCAAAGGACACAUCUCACAUUGGCGCAAACCUACUAUUAAUAAUCGCAAACCCAGGUAUGGUGAGAACGGAAGUGACGUGUGCAAAUUGUGGGGCUCAUCUGGGUCACGUGUUCAACGAUGGUCCAAAACCUACGAAAAAAAGAUAUUGCAUCAACAGUGCGGCAAUGAAUUUUCAUCCGAAUAAUUCAUAA